This is a messenger RNA of Zasmidium cellare ATCC 36951, 645 nucleotides long. RefSeq lists its product as uncharacterized. Lineage: Eukaryota; Fungi; Ascomycota; Dothideomycetes; Mycosphaerellales; Mycosphaerellaceae. The transcript is spliced from 2 exons. The coding region runs from base 1 to 645 and encodes 214 amino acids. The record is from RefSeq and is a predicted model, not a curated record.
AUGUCGUCCUCGCAGUCACCACGUCGGCCUGGUCGCGAGUCUAGCAUGAAGAGAAAGCGAGAGGAAUCUGCAUCUCCCACGUCGCAGCAUUCACAGCAUGAGGGCGAGGAUGGGGUCGUUCGGCGCGGUUUCGAGGCAAGUCACAAUGCUCCCACCAACUCCCGCUGGUCCCGAGUCGCAUCCUCGCAAGAAGCACCGGGGAGAGUCGUCCGGGCUCCAAGUCGACGAUACGGGCAGCGACGAGAGCGAUGGAUAUUCGAGGUACAGCGACGGUCACAGCGAGGUCCCACCCAGCGACGGCGAAGAAGAGGAGGAGGUCCAGGGACCGCCAUUGACCAGGGAAGAGGAGUACAUCGCCAGCAUGUCCUGCUAUUGGGACACCAUGCCCGACACCCUCGUCGACGAGUCCAUUCACCCUCAUGCCAUCCGGGGGCCGAUGCCCGAGAGACUCGAGUUCAAGAGCUGGCCCAAGGCCGUCCUGUCGAACCUUGUAGACUUCGCACAGUUGAAUAUCGGCGUCGAGGAGGCUGUGGAGUACAUCGAGAAGGCGUAUCGGCAGCGUCGGGACGUGUUGGGAUCGCAGCCACGCCCACCUUGGGUGAUUGCUAUGGAUAUCGCGGAGGCAUCGGGAAUGGCAGAGGAUGA